UUGAUGAUGGGUAGAUCCACUAUAUUCUUCCUGGUGGUGUUACAGGCAGUCUGGGUCAACUGGGUACAGGACUAGCACGCCUCCUCAGAGAGAAGUAUGGCAUCGAGAACGUCAUUAUGUCUGACAUCGUCAAGCCUACGAAGGACAUCGUCAAGUCAGGACCCUAUGUGUUCGGAGACAUCCUGGAUUUCAAGUGCCUGCAGGAGAUAGUGGUCACCUAUAGGAUAGACUGGUUGGUCCACUUCUCAGCGCUACUUUCAGCUAUCGGCGAGCAGAACGUUCCUCUGGCUAUAAGAGUGAACAUCGAGGGUUUGCACAAUGUGAUGGAACUGAGCAAGCAGUACAACCUCAGAGUGUUUGUACCCUCUACUAUCGGUGCCUUCGGUCCAGACUCCCCCAGGAACCCCACCCCAAACAUCACCAUCCAGCGGCCCAGGACCAUAUACGGGGUCUCGAAGGUACAUGGGGAGCUGCUUGGAGAGUACUAUCAUCACAAGUUCGGUCUGGACUUCCGCUGUCUCAGGUUUCCUGGCGUCAUAUCCUCUGACACACAACCUGGAGGAGGAACCACAGACUAUGCAGUGCAGAUCUUCCACGACGCCAUCGAGGGUAAAGAUUUUGAAUGCUACCUGAAACCUACGACCCGUCUGCCCAUGAUGUAUAUUGAUGACUGUCUCAGGUCGUUGUGGGAGAUGCUGGUAGCGCCAGAGGAGUCGUUGCGUCGUCGGACGUACAACGUAACAGCCAUGAGCUUCUCUCCAGAGGAGAUCGUCAGCGCUGUGCGUAAACACUUCCCAAACCUCAGUGUGUCGUACAAGCCAGACUCCAGGCAGUAUAUCGCGGACACCUGGCCUGAGGUUUUCGACGACUCUGAGGCUAGACAGGAUUGGGGCUGGCGCCACCAGUACAACCUGGAAGCUAUGUGUCAGAUUAUGUUCGACAACCUGCACCGUCAGCACCAACUGGAGGCCACUGUUGCUCGGUGAUUGACUCCAGUCCGAGAGCAUCCUGGCUGAUGACACUCAGCUAUAGUUGUGAUCAGUGGAAUUUUUGUGAACGUUAACUGUCUUUGCUUCCCUAUAUACCUCUCUCUUUAUGGUUUUACGCAAUAUCUAGACAGACCUUUUCUGUGAUACCUUCUAAAAUUUUAAGUGAGAACGAGUAGUUCAGUAUUCCUACAAUGCCUCAGGGGACGCGAUAGUGGAGGUGACUACACAAGUUCAAAUGUAAAUGUGACAGCCCGUGGGGCUCCAGACCUUUAUUGUCGCUCGAUUAGUAGUUACAAGGAUGACGUUCAGGAAAUGGAGCUCGACCCCAGCGAAAAAAAAUGGGUAUAUAUGCACUCUCACAAAAGCUACCGCUGUAACAAUUACAUGUUCAGGAACCAGGAUUAAUUCGUUUUAGGGAAUUUUUGCCUUAGGAUUUUCUACAAAUCAUGUUAUUGGACCUGUUCACUUAUUGGUUAAAAUUCGACUCUCAGUUGUAUUCUAGAUUUCUUGUUACAUACUGUAUCAGCAUUAUUAUUUAUGAUUAGUAUUACCUGUGUUUUAAACUGAUGGCUUUCGGUACACAGAUUUCACUGAGCUUGUAAGUAGAUUAUGCUCAUCUUGGGUAUGCUCACAAAAAUUCUAGCUAACGCUAAUCACUUCCCUGGCUAUACCAAAAAUCUUAAAAGAUGGUAACUAAGUCUAUUUAGUCAUGAUCUAUUCAUAGCUUUGUAAUGGUGUUACCGUACCCAUCUGUAGACACUCGGGUUUAGGGCUGUAUAUAAAUAGUUUAUCGUCUGGCACAUGCUUCGAGACCUGUCAAUCACAGGGGUUAAGUGUACGCUCAAGUUCGUAAAACAGUUGUAUAAUAAACUUGUUAGGGAAGCAAAAGAACCACAGUAACAGGACAACCUGUUUCUUGUUUUAGUGACUCAGUGUGGUGAUCCCGAGAGGUGAUGCCUGGCAUCGUCAGUACACGGCUUCCAGAUGAAGAGCUAAAGGAAAAUUACUUCAGAAUACAACCAGUUUCCUAAGCGGAUAAACUGUUUUUUACUGUUGCUAAGGAUGCCUGAGAACAUGAUCACAGGAUCACAUCCAAAAACAUAUAUUUUGUGAGUGAUAAUAUCAAAAGUUUUUUUUUUUUUUUUUUUAAUUUUUAAAUUAAGUACUUGUAGUGUAAGUGGGGUGAAUACAUAUUUUUACUGAUUAUUUUGUCAUUCAUUUGUUAUUAGAACCUAAAAAGCAUAUUACAUUUUGUAAUUAUUCAAAAAAAGACACGUGAAGAGAAAGAAUGUGGUGAGCAGUAGUCAUGUUAAGGUAAUGUUAAUGUGGCUUCAAGACAGCAAAUGACAUGCUAAAAGAGCAGAGUGCUUGGCGGUAGUGAUUGUUUAAUACAUAACCAUGGUUAAAUGGUUCUGAUGAUAUGGUGAAUUGCAUGGUAAUAAGCCAUAGUUCUAGAUGGUAGUGAGGGUAUUUAAGUUAAUAUUCGCAUUAGUAUGGUUUUCACGUUAAUAAAGAUAAUUUAUUUAU
Molecule: messenger RNA, 2516 nt
Organism: Cherax quadricarinatus
Lineage: Eukaryota; Metazoa; Arthropoda; Malacostraca; Decapoda; Parastacidae
Source: RefSeq, a predicted model, not a curated record